AUGCCUCCUCUGACCACCAUUGCGGAGCUUCUCCAAAGCCUCCUCGAGCCGUGGGCUCCUCAUCGGGGUCUCGGCAAUGUGCGUCUACCACGUGGCCGCCUGGCCCUCCCUCCCGCGCGACUUGAACCGGCUGCUGCCGCCAGCCUUUCUCGACGACCUGUUCGCAAACGCGCGGGCGGCGCUGGGCCCGCAACCAACAGCCAGGGCGGAAGAGGUCGUCGCCGUCCUGCUGCAAGGCAGAGUAGGAGCCGCCGCAUCCGGCGACUGGGCCCACGUUCUCGCGGGCGUUGCGCCGGCCCGUGGGACGAGUUUGAUCUCGCAGCGGCGCCUGAUACGCCCUCUUCUGCGGCUCUGCCGCACGUCGUCGGUGUUCUUGGCCAAGUAAGUCGUCGACUUGGUUGUGAUGAGCACAGCGCAGCGGAGCAUGGCGUGGGCGUCGGUCCGUUUCACGUGGCUAUUUGGCGCGUCUAG
Ustilaginoidea virens is the source of this 471-nucleotide messenger RNA. RefSeq lists its product as uncharacterized. The record is from RefSeq and is a predicted model, not a curated record. The transcript has a single exon. The coding region runs from base 1 to 471 and encodes 156 amino acids. Lineage: Eukaryota; Fungi; Ascomycota; Sordariomycetes; Hypocreales; Clavicipitaceae.